CACCUGACCCGGUUGAAAUAUCCAGUCGCGAACGGAGAGUGGUCGGGCACGGUUGUUCAAUAAUAGAAACCGUAGUUUGAAGAUAAUUAUAUAUUCAUAAAUAAGAGAAAAAAAAGUGGUUCAAUUGUGUUUGGAGGACGAGAUAACUGUGAAUGAGAUCUAGUCAAAAUGAAAUUACAACUCGUGUUCCUCAUUGUGGUUUCUUUGAGCAUAUCCCACGGAAGAGUUGUGGAAAACACCAAAGCUAAAUCAGCUAAAGCUACCAUCAAGAAGCCAACGAUUCUUCGCCAAGAUGUUGAAGAGUAUAACGACAACGAGAAUGCUGUCGAUGGCAAUAUUUCUACAUCGAACAUCAUUGAUGGAUCAGAUGGUAAUGAAGUUACGAGUUCCGAAAGUAUCGUGAAUGGAGAAGCAAAUCUGGAAAACAAUGAAGUUCUACAAGAGAUUAACCAAGUUCCCCAAGAAGUAGUUAGUGAAGCUUCUAUCGUGAACACUGACGAUACCAAUUUGAUAAAUCGUUACUGUAAAUGCACGACGUAUGAAUGCAAUUGCUGUCGCGAUUUUUCAUUACCCUUCUUCCCAAUCAAAGGACCAGGAUGUGCCACAAUCCAGUACCUGGAUGGCAACCGAAUGUCGGUUGGAAUUAAGUUUGCUGAUAGAGUUCUAGCAAAUCGUGUUAUUUCAGGUCGAAAGACGACCCCUGUGUGCAUACCGUUACCAGGCGGCUUUAAUCGUUUUUGUGGUCGUGUAUACGGGAUUGGUCGGAGAGCGGAUGAUUUCUUCAAAGCAUGUCUAGGAUUGGAACUUCGUGCUGACAACGAAGUUGAAGCUGUCCUUCGUGUUUCGUGUUUCAAGUUCGGACCUCGUGGACUAACAAUGACUGAUGCAGAACCACUACCCCCAGUAGAUGACAUAGAUAUUGGCGACGAUGAUGACGAUGAUGACGAUGAUGAUGAUGAGGCUGAUGAGCUGAUAGGCUCUUUCGAUUUAGAAGAUGAAGAUGAUGACGAUGACGACGAUGACGAUGAUGACGUAGAACAAGAUGAGUCAGAAGCGCAAUCAUCCGAUCCAGGAUAUACUGGUUUUAGUCUGCUGGAAGGAGACAUUCUCGAUGAUCUACUCGGUUCCUCGGACAAGAAAAAAAUAAACAAAACUCGAAGCAGCACUACACAGAACGGUAAAACUGGGAGCGACAAAACAAUGCUGAAGAAAUAUGUACCAAUCGUCAUGACUAGUGCGAAGAAAAAUAAUUCAACAUUAACUGCAUCGAAGAAAAAAGAUAUUUCAGAUGAAAUAACGGAAUUUGUGGAAUCAAUAGUCUCCGAUGAUGAUGAUGAUGAUGGAAGCGCAGAGAGCGAUGAUGACACGAACAAUGAAAAACACGAUACAUUGAACAGUAAAAUAGAUAAACAAGCCAACAAACCUGAAGGUGCUAACGAAGAUAAUGAGGAGGAUGAUGAUGAUAACGAAUACGAUGAAAGCGAUGAGGGAAACGAAACAAAUAAUGAAGAGGAAAGCAGCGAUGCGAAAAUUUCCAAACAACCAAAAUCCGGUUUCAGUUGGAGCAAUCUGACUAGACUGUUUCGAAUAUUUUAAGUACUCUUGCGAAAACACUUGUAAAUGAGAACACGUGCGAAGACUUCAAAAAAUUGUCUGUAAAAAUCGUUCAAACUAAUUUUAAAGUACUCUUUAUUUAAUUUAUUACUAUUUAUUGUGGCUAGUUAUUCGAAAUAUGAAUAUAACGCUGAUUGUAACUUAUCUGA
Messenger RNA from Toxorhynchites rutilus septentrionalis, 1763 nucleotides. RefSeq lists its product as uncharacterized. The coding region runs from base 169 to 1596 and encodes 475 amino acids. Lineage: Eukaryota; Metazoa; Arthropoda; Insecta; Diptera; Culicidae. The record is from RefSeq and is a predicted model, not a curated record. The transcript is spliced from 6 exons.